Messenger RNA from Helianthus annuus (common sunflower), 1022 nucleotides. RefSeq names its product ethylene-responsive transcription factor RAP2-12. The record is from RefSeq and is a predicted model, not a curated record. Gene Ontology annotation, biological process: ethylene-activated signaling pathway; regulation of DNA-templated transcription. Gene Ontology annotation, molecular function: DNA-binding transcription factor activity; DNA binding. NCBI's taxonomy places the organism in Eukaryota, Viridiplantae, Streptophyta, Magnoliopsida, Asterales, Asteraceae. Bases 108 to 866 code for a protein of 252 amino acids. The transcript is spliced from 2 exons.
AGGAGAGCGAGUAUAAACAGCUGCUUCUCCGCCCAACCAUUCUCUUCAUACUUUUCUCUCAAUCACUUUUUCUUUCUCCUACUUGAACAAUCAAUCAAUCUGCAGAUAUGUGUGGAGGUGCAAUCCUUUCCGAUAUCAUAGCCCCCUCGGCUAAUCGCUCUCGCCCCUUGACUGCUGAUAAUUCUCCCUCUGAUUUCUUCGAUGACUUCGAAGCCGACUUUCUGGGAUUCAAGAACAACAUGCCUUAUGCUUUCUCACCCUCCAAAAACUUCGCCCCUGGGUCUGAUGAAAAAUCUGCUGGUUCAAAGAAAAGGAAGAACCAAUUCAGAGGGAUCCGUCAACGGCCAUGGGGCAAAUGGGCUGCUGAAAUACGAGAUCCAAGCAAAGGGGUCCGUGUUUGGCUCGGGACCUUCAAUACCGCGGAAGAAGCUGCCAGGGCUUACGAUGCUGAAGCCAGAAGGAUCCGUGGUCCCAAGGCCAAAGUCAACUUUCCCACACCCGCUAAGCCCAAAAACCACAAAUCAACUUCUGCUGCUGCUGCUGCUGCUUAUGGCUUUUUUGUGGAAGACAAGCCAAAACCACAGCCAUCAGAAAGUGAUGCACUUUAUAUCAGCUCUGAUCAGGGGGGGAGCUGCAACUCUUUUGAGUUCCCAUGGGGGGAAAAUUGUGCUAAUCCCACCAAAAAGCCAAAAACAGAGUCGGUGAAUUUGGUCUCAAAUUGCGAUAACGAUCUCUUCUUUGAGAUGCCAUAUCUUGAAGGUAACUGGGAUGCCGCUUUUCUCACUGGAGAAGAUCUAAAUCAGCAGGAUGGUGCUGCUAAUGUCAUGGAUCUUUGGAGCUUUGAUGAUCUUCAGUUCUUUAAAUAAAAACAACUUGAUCUAUGUGUGUUUGUAAAUAAAGCUUUACAUAUCCACCCCCCCCCCCUUUCAGUAGUGUCCCGGAUAUUCGAAUUAUGUAAUGGCAAUGACUUUGGCUGUGUUCAACUCCGUUUAAUAUUUGAAGUUUCUUUCUUGUGUUGUUCA